This is a messenger RNA of Pelobates cultripes (western spadefoot toad), 867 nucleotides long. Lineage: Eukaryota; Metazoa; Chordata; Amphibia; Anura; Pelobatidae. The record is from the annotation of a GenBank genome assembly.
AUGCCCUUCAUAUUCCCGCAAACCGGCAGGAAAACCCAACGGAAGUCUGGGGCCUACCAUGAGCUCCGAGGCAUACGGACCAUGCUGCAAAUACCAGAACCGACAGAGACACCUACAUACUCACCCUGGUUCCAGUACACGCAGCCCCAACAAAACCCGGACACCAUGGGCAGAAGAUCCCAAAAACCAGGUGCGUGUAAAGACACACAGGACAUAAGCGCCAUGUUACAGCGCCCUGCAGCCGCAAAAUUGGCGGCCGAGCCAGAAUGCACCGAUGGCUCAGACUGCUCUGAGGGACCCCCCGGGGAGCAACUAGAACCUUCAUGCACCCAAGCACUCCAAACAGAACCGGCAAGGGGAAAGGACCUGACCCCAGCGACCAGACAAGACAUAGCUGAGCUCCUACUGGAAAUGAGGCAGCUACAUGCAGCGGACCUAGAACUGCUGAAAACAGACCUCACAGCAGUGACAGCACGCACUCAAGCCUCUGAGGAGGCCAUACUGGACUUAAGACAAGAGGCACAAGGCUUCAAAGAAUCCAUAAUCCAACUACAGUCCUCCCAAGCUAACUUAACGAACAGGGCUGACAUAGCUGAAGACCGCCACAGACAGGUAAACAUAAAGAUACCCGACUCCGUCGGCAUAACUGAGUUACCCCACUACCUCAGACGACUCACCACCUCCCUCUUGCCACACACCAAGGCCAAGAAACUCACCUUUGAGGGAUUCUUCCACAUCCCAAAGCCAAGACAAGCUCCACUGACAGCAUCACACAACUUCAUAAUCAGAUGCCACUCGUCCACUGAAAAGGCCCUCAUAAUGGCUGCAGUCCGGGGUAAAACUCCGCUCACUUUUGAAUCCAGUUAG